UCCCACGACCCCACAAUUUAUAUUUUAUCCAGCACGAUGCGAGUGCUGCCCGUGUAUUUUCUGGCGGUGCUCUUCUCGACAAAGAUAAAUGGACAGGAGUGUUGCGACCAUGAUUGCAAGUUACAGCAAUACCAAACGGCUCUGGAAAAUGCAGUGUACGUGUAUCAAGCACAGAGAACCCAACCAGGCGUAUUUCCAAGUACUUCGAUUAUAAACGGACGCACUUUUGGGCUUUUAUGGGGACUAAAAACUCUAAUAUGCUUCGUGGGAAGGCUUUUUGGAUAUAUAUGUAAACGGCAUCGUAGACUGCCACCGCCGCCGCCACCACCACAAUGUCCACAAAUUGAACCGCCUCUGUGUGUUUGUCAACCUCCACCUCCGCCAUUUUGGCCUCCACCAUAUUGGCCUCCACAUACUUGGCCUCCACCGACAUGGCCACCACCAACUGGGCCUCCACAUACUUGGCCUCCACCAGCUGGGCCUGGCCGUCUUCACCACCUGGGCCCCCACAUACUUGGCCUCCACCAACAUGGCCACCACCAACUGGGCCUCCACAUACUUGGCCUCCACCAACAUGGCCACCACCAACUGGGCCUCCACAUACACCAAAACUUCCACCAGCUGGGCCGACUCCACCUUGGCCAACAACAAGAUGGCCACCUCCAUCAACACCCACUUCGCCUCCAAAAACUUCAACACCAACUUGGCCGACUCCACCUUGGUCAACAACAAUAUGGCCGCCUCCAUCUGGGUCUACUUCGACACCAAAAACUUCAACAACAACGUGGCCGACUCCACCUUGGUCAACAACAAGGUGGCCACCUCCAUCUGGGCCGACUUCGACACCAAAAACUUCAACACCCAUUUGGCCGUCUCCACCUUGGUCAACAACAAGAUGGCCGCCUCCACCUUGGUCAACAACCAGGUGGCCACCUCCAUCUGGGCCGACUUCGACACCAAAAACUUCAACAACAACGUGGCCGACUCCACCUUGGUCAACACCCACAUGGCCGACUCCACCUUGGUCAACAACAAGAUGGCCGCCUCCAUCUGGGCCGACUUCGACACCAAAAACUUCAACACCCAUUUGGCCGUCUCCACCUUGGUCAACAACAAGAUGGCCGCCUCCACCUUGGUCAACAACAAGAUGGCCGCCUCCACCGUGGUCAACAGCAAGGUGGCCACCUCCAUCUGGGCCGACUUCGACACCAAAAACUUCAACAACAACGUGGCCGACUCCACCUUGGUCAACACCCACAUGGCCGACUCCACCUUGGUCAACAACAAGGUGGCCACCUCCAUCUGGGCCGACUUCGACACCAAAAACUUCAACACCCAUUUGGCCGACUCCACUUUGGUCAACAACAAGAUGGCCGCCUCCAUCUGGGCCGACUUCGACACCAAAAACUUCAACACCCAUUUGGCCGACUCCACCAUGGUCAACAACAAGAUGGCCGCCUCCAUCUGUGUCGACUUCGACACCAAAAACUUCAACAACAUGGUCAACGCCCACUAUGCCACCUCCAUCAUGGUCAACAACAUUUACUCCGCCGACUUGGUCAACUCCAACAGUGCAAACAACUUCACCUCAAACGUGGCCUACAAGUUCGCCAAUUACAACAACACCCGAGGGGCCAACAACGCAACCACCGGGAUGUAUAACAACACCACCACCACCGGUGUGCAUAACAACGCCACCAACGACGCAGUGUCAUACACCACCGCCGGUGUGUAUAACAACGCCACCAACUACGCAGUGUAUAACACCACCGCCGGUGUGUAUAACAGCGCAACCACCGGGAUGUAUAAUAAGACCACCAUCGGCGGAGCCGGGUAUAACAAUUAAUAUACCAAAUAUCGGAAAGGAAGAGCUACUAACCAUGUUGGAAGCGUUGCGUGAUAUCAUAAAAAAUAGGCCAUCCAACUCAACCAGAAAUCUGGAAGACAAAGAGCUUGAGACCCAGCUCGAUGCUAUCGUCCC
This is a messenger RNA of Drosophila subobscura, 1981 nucleotides long. RefSeq names its product probable serine/threonine-protein kinase clkA. NCBI's taxonomy places the organism in Eukaryota, Metazoa, Arthropoda, Insecta, Diptera, Drosophilidae. The record is from RefSeq and is a predicted model, not a curated record. The transcript has 6 exons. The coding region runs from base 530 to 1846 and encodes 438 amino acids.